AUGUCGGAAACAGCCGAGAUGCGAUCGUUCACUUCAGGGCUGAAUGACCUGGAAGGUUAUACAGAAUAUGACGAGGAGGAAGAGGAGUAUAUUGAAGAAGGGAGUAGUAAUGACGAGGAGGGCGAGGAGGAGGGCAAAGGCGAGGUAAUGCAGAACGAGGAGUCACAAUUCCUCGAUCCCACCUACCUAAACAAUCAAGUUUUCUAUCGUGAUCUUCCUCCAAAUCUGACCCCUGCCAUGCUUCGAAGAAUCAUAUCAGUCGAGUUAGAACGCCUAAAAGGCAUGAAACAGUCAGAGUUUGUGGAAAAAAUGGAGGAGUUGAAGCAUCUUCAUACCCAAAUCUACGAGGCAGCUGAUAGAUUUAUCAAACAAGUGGUCUCCCAAAUCCCCUUCAUUACACCAAUUUUCAAGCAUGUGAGUGAAUACGAUCAACAAGCAUGUGAUAAAGUUCUUGCUGCCACUGACGAGGAAUGGGAUAGCGCUGGAAUUUCUCCCGAAGGUAAAUGUUUUUUUUUUGAUAGUAACUCCAUUCAUUAA
This is a messenger RNA of Hydatigera taeniaeformis, 537 nucleotides long. The record is from the annotation of a GenBank genome assembly. NCBI's taxonomy places the organism in Eukaryota, Metazoa, Platyhelminthes, Cestoda, Cyclophyllidea, Taeniidae.